GCUUUAAGGUUCCAUAAAUUAAGAAAAUAAAAAUAAUCUAGUAUAAACAAUCCUUAAAAUGAAUGGAUCUAGGAUAGCUCUUUGUGACGACUACGAGCACCCAGAUAGUAUAGAGUAUAUAUUGGAAUCGGUUUUGAUGCCGAGCGAUGACAGUUUAGAUUUUGAACGUUUGGCGGAUGAGUACAAUUCUGUUCUUCUGAACCAAUGUUUCUGCAAUGGAGCCUGCGAAAAUAGUGAAAUCUGUCCACAUGGUGCUCAAUAUGAGUGCUUAACGGAUGGGGGAGAAUUAGUACUCAGGAAAUCCUCAAAUCCCGUCAUUGAGUGCAAUGAUUUAUGCAAGUGCAGUAGAACCACCUGCUCCAAUCGGCUUGUGCAGUACGGCCCAAGGGAAAAUCUGGAAAUAUUCGAUUCUCCAGUUUACAAAUCCAAAGGUCUGCGCACAACGGUAAACAUUCCAGAAGGUGGAUACAUUUGCGAAUAUGCCGGAGAACUUUUAACCGCAUCGGAAGCCAAAAGACGCUUGAAGAUUAAUGAAGAACUUGGCGUGAUGAACUACGUCCUGGUUCUAAACGAAUAUACCAGCGAAAAGAAGCAACAGGUGACCAUCGUGGAUCCUUCCAGACGUGGAAACAUCGGGCGAUACCUAAACCACAGCUGUGAACCCAAUUGCCAUAUAGCAGCAGUACGAAUCGACUGUCCUAUACCGAAAAUAGGUAUUUUUGCAGCCCGGGAUAUUCGGGCCCAGGAGGAGCUGUGCUUUCAUUACGGCGGAGAGGGGCAGUAUAAAAAGGUAACAGAUGGAAAGACUUGCCUCUGCGCUGCUCCAAAUUGCAUGGGUUUCAUGCCAAACACUGCAAUUGAGUAA
Drosophila takahashii is the source of this 865-nucleotide messenger RNA. Its product is annotated as probable histone-lysine N-methyltransferase set-23. Gene Ontology annotation, molecular function: zinc ion binding; protein binding; histone methyltransferase activity. Gene Ontology annotation, cellular component: nucleus. Lineage: Eukaryota; Metazoa; Arthropoda; Insecta; Diptera; Drosophilidae. The record is from RefSeq and is a predicted model, not a curated record.